ACAGGGGGUUACAAGGGGUUACAUGGGGUUACAAGGGGUUACAAGGGGUUACAGGGGGGUACAAGGGGUUACAAGGGGUUACAAGGGGUUAGAGGGGGUUACAAGGGGCUACAAGGGGUGACAGGGGGUGACAAGGGGUUACAGGGGGUUACAAAAGAUUAUAGAAACUUUUUUCUCGAACUAGAACGUUCCCAGAUACUUUUUCUUGGUCUAUUUUGCAUAAAAAUCAAAGUUGAAGAAAUCUCUAAUUUUUGGAAAAAUUCUAAUUUUGCGUUUUUCGUAAACAGUUGUUUUUAUAGUCUUUAAAGGCUUCUUUUUUAUCUAGAACGUCAGCAAACACUUUUUCUCGAUCUAUUUUUGAUAAAUACAAAAGAUGAAAAAACUUCAACUUUUUGACCAAAAUCAUGGACUAUCCCCUUUGCAAAAAUGCCAAUUUUGCCUUCUUUUUAAAUCCAUGUUUAUAUUGUCUAGAAAGGCUUGUUUUCUAACGAGAACGUCACCAAAUACUUUUUCUGGGUGUAUUUUGCAUAAAACGAAACGUUCACAAAAUUUCAAAUUUUUGACCAAAACCAUGGACUAACCCCUUUGCAAAAAUGCCAAUUUUGUGGGUUUUUGAAAGCGAUGUUUUUUUGUUCAGAAAGGCUUGUUUGCUAUAUAAAACGUCGAAAACCGUUUUUUUCACGAUUUAUUUUCACGAUCUAUGACAUGGGAAUACAGGGGUUACAAGGGGUUACAGGGGUUCAAGGGGUUACAAGGGGUUACAGGGGUUACAGGGGUUACAAGGGGUUACAAGGGGUUACAGGGGGUUACAAGGGAUGACAGGGGGUGACAGGGGGUUACAGGGGGUUAUAAAGGAUUAUAGAAACUUUUUUCUAACUAGAACGUUCCCAGAUACUUUUUCUUUGUGUAUUUUGCAUAAAAAUCAAAGUUGAAGAAUUCUCAAAUUUUUGUCCAAAACGACGGACUAACCCCUUUGGAAAAAUUCUAAUUUUGCGUUUUUCGUAAACAGCUGUGUUUAUAGGCGUUAAAGGCUUCUUUUUUAUCUAAAACGUCAGCAAACACUUUUUCUCGAUCUAUUUUUGAUAAACACAAAAGGUGAAAAAACUUCUUCCCUUUGCAAAAAUGCCAAUUUUGCCUUCUUUUUGAAUAUAUGUUUAUAUUGUCUAGAAAGGCUUGUUUUCUAACGAGGACGUCACCAAAUACUUUUUCUGGGUGUAUUUUGCAUAAAACGAAACGUCAACAAAAUUUUUGACCAAAACCAAGGACUAACACCUUUGGAAAAAUGCCAAUUUUGUGGGUUUUUGAAACCGACGUUUUUGUUGUUCUGAAAGGCUUGUUUGCUAUAGAAAAAGUCGAAUAUCGUUUAUUCACAAUUUAUUUUCACGAUCUAUGACAUGGGAGUACAGGAGUUACAAGGGGUUACAGGGGUUAAGGGGUUACAAGGGGUUACAAGGGGUUACAAGGGGUUAAGGGGUGACAAAGGGGGGGGUUGACAAGGGGUUACAAAAAGAUUAUAGAAGGGGUUUUUUUUCGAACUAGAACGUUUAUAGAUAUUUUUUAGUCUAUUUUGCUAAAAACGUUGAAGAAACUUUUUCUUGGUCUAUUUUGCAUAAAAAUCAAAGUUGAAAAACUAAUCAAAACGAUGGACUAACCCCUUUGGAAAAAUUCUAAUUUUGCGUUUUUCGUAAACAGUUGUUUUUAUAGUCUUUAAAGGCUUCUUUUUUUAUCUAGAACGUCAGCAAACGCUUUUUUCUCGAUCUAUUUUUGAUAAAUACAAAAGAUGAAAAAACUUCAACUUUUUGACCAAAAUCAUGGACUAUCCCCUUUGCAAAAAUGCCAAUUUUGCCUUCUUUUUAAAUCCAUGUUUAUAUUGUCUAGAAAGGCUUGUUUUCUAACGAGAACGUCACCAAAUACUUUUUCUGGGUGAAUUUUGCAUAAAACGAAACGUUCACAAAAUUUCAAAUUUUUGACCAAAACCAUGGACUAAUUUUUUUUGCAAAAAUACCAAUUUUGUGGGUUUUUGAAAGCGAUGUUUUUUUUGUUCAGAAAGGCUUGUUUGCUAUAUAAAACGUCGAAAACCAUUUUUUCACGAUUUAUUUUCACGAUCUAUGACAUGGGAAUACAGGGGGUUACAAGGGGUUACAGGGGGUUACAAGGGGUUACAAGGGGUUACAAGGGGUUAUAGGGGGUUACAGGGGGUUGCAAGGGGUUACAAGGGGUUACAGAGGGUUACAAGGGGUUACAAGGGGUGAUUGGGGGUGACAAGGGGUUACAAAAGAUUGUAGAAACUUUUUUUUCGAACUAGAACGUUCCCAGAUACUUUUUCUUGGUCUAUUUUGCAUAAAAAUCAAAGUUGAAGAAAUCUCUAAUUUUUGAUCAAAACGAUGGACUAACCCCUUUGGAAAAAUUCUAAUUUUGCGUUUUUCGUAAACAGUUGUUUUUAUAGUCUUUAAAGGCUUCUUUUUUUAUCUAGAACGUCAGCAAACACUUUUUCUCGAUCUAUUUUUGAUAAAUACAAAAGAUGAAAAAACUUCAACUUUUUGACCAAAAUCAUGGACUAUCCCCUUUGCAAAAAUGCCAAUUUUGCCUUCUUUUUAAAUCCAUGUUUAUAUUGUCUAGAAAGGCUUGUUUUCUAACGAGAACGUCACCAAAUACUUUUUCUGGGUGUAUUUUGCAUAAAACGAAACGUUCACAAAAUUUCAAAUUUUGACCAAAACCAUGGACUAACCCUUUGCAAAAAUGCCAAUUUUGUGGGUUUUUUGAAAGCGAUGUUUUUUUUUUGUUCAGAAAGGCUUGUUUGCUAUAUAAAACGUCGAAAACCGUUUUUUCACGAUUUAUUUUCACGAUCUAUGACAUGGGAAUACAGGGGGUUACAGGGGUUACAAGGGGUUACAAGGGGUUACAGGGGGUUACAAAGGGGGUUACAAGGGGUUACAAGGGGUUACAGGGGUUACAAGGGGGUUAAGGGGUGACAGGGGUGACAGGGGGUGACAAGGGGUUACAAAAGAUUAUAGAAACUUUUUUUUCGAACUAGAACGUUCCCAGAUACUUUUUCUUGGUCUAUUUUGCAUAAAAAUCAAAGUUGAAGAAAUCUCUAAUUUUUGAUCAAAACGAUGGACUAACCCCUUUGGAAAAAUUCUAAUUUUGCGUUUUUCGUAAACAGUUGUUUUUAUAGUCUUUAAAGGCUUCUUUUUUAUCUAGAACGUCAGCAAACGCUUUUUCUCGAUCUAUUUUUGAUAAAUACAAAAGAUGAAAAAACUUCAACUUUUUGACCAAAAUCAUGGACUAUCCCCUUUGCAAAAAUGCCAAUUUUGCCUUCUUUUUAAAUCCAUGUUUAUAUUGUCUAGAAAGGCUUGUUUUCUAACGAGAACGUCACCAAAUACUUUUUCUGGGUGUAUUUUGCAUAAAACGAAACGUUCACAAAAUUUCAAAUUUUUGACCAAAACCAUGGACUAACCCCUUUGCAAAAAUGCCAAUUUUGUGGGUUUUUGAAAGCGAUGUUUUUUUUGUUCAGAAAGGCUUGUUUGCUAUAUAAAACGUCGAAAACCGUUUUUUCACGAUUUAUUUUCACGAUCUAUGACAUGGGAAUACAGGGGGUUACAAGGGGUUACAGGGGGUUACAAGGGGUUACAAGGGGUUACAGGGGGUUACAAGGGGUUACAAGGGGUUACAAGGGGUUACAAGGGGUUACAAGGGGUGACAGGGGGUGACAAGGGGUUACAGGGGGUUACAAAAGAUUAUAGAAACUUUUUUUUUCAACUAGAACGUUCCCAGGUACUUUUUCUUGGUCUAUUUUGCAUAAAAAUCAAAGUUGAAGAAAUCUCUAAUUUUUGAUCAAAACGAUGGACUAACCCCUUUGGAAAAAUUCUAAUUUUGCGUUUUUCGUAAACAGUUGUUUUUAUAGUCUUUAAAGGCUUUUUUUUAUCUAGAACGUCAGCAAACACUUUUUCGAUCUAUUUUUGAUAAAUACAAAAGAUGAAAAAACUUCAACUUUUUGACCAAAAUCAUGGACUAUCCCCUUUGCAAAAAUGCCAAUUUUGCCUUCUUUUUAAAUCCAUGUUUAUAUUGUGUAGAAAGGCUUGUUUUCUAACGAGAACGUCACCAAAUACUUUUUCUGGGUGUAUUUUGCAUAAAAGGAAACGUUCACAAAAUUUCAAAUUUUUGACCAAAACCAUGGACUAACCCCUUUGCAAAAAUGCCAAUUUUGUGGGUUUUUGAAAGCGAUGUUUUUUUUGUUCAGAAAGGCUUGUUUGCUAUAUAAAACGUCGAAAACCGUUUUUUCACGAUUUAUUUUCACGAUCUAUGACAUGGGAAUACAGGGGGUUACAAGGGGUUACAGGGGUUACAGGGGUUACAAGGGGUUACAGGGGUUACAAAGGGGUUACAAGGGGUUACAAGGGGUUACAGGGGGUUACAAGGGGUUACAAGGGGUUACAGGGGGUUACAAGGGGUUACAAGGGGUGACAGGGGGUGACAAGGGGUUACAGGGGGUUACAAAAGAUUAUAGAAACUUUUUUUUCGAACUAGAACGUUCCCAGAUACUUUUUCUUGGUCUAUUUUGCAUAAAAAUCAAAGUUGAAGAAAUCUCUAAUUUUUGAUCAAAACGAUGGACUAACCCCUUUGGAAAAAUUCUAAUUUUGCGUUUUUCGUAAACAGUUGUUUUUAUAGUCUUUAAAGGCUUCUUUUUUUUAUCUAGAACGUCAGCAAACACUUUUUCUCGAUCUAUUUUUGAUAAAUACAAAAGAUGAAAAAACUUCAACUUUUUGACCAAAAUCAUGGACUAUCCCCUUUGCAAAAAUGCCAAUUUUGCCUUCUUUUUAAAUCCAUGUUUAUAUUGUCUAGAAAGGCUUGUUUUCUAACGAGAACGUCACCAAAUACUUUUUCUGGGUGUAUUUUGCAUAAAAGGAAACGUUCACAAAAUUUCAAAUUUUUGACCAAAACCAUGGACUAACCCCUUUGCAAAAAUGCCAAUUUUGUGGGUUUUUGAAAGCGAUGUUUUUUUUGUUCAGAAAGGCUUGUUUGCUAUAUAAAACGUCGAAAACCGUUUUGUUACGAUUUAUUUUCACGAUCUAUGACAUGGGAAUACAGGGGUUACAAAGGGGUUACAGGGGUUACAAGGGGUUACAAGGGGUUACAGGGGUUACAAGGGGUUACAAAGGGGUUACAAAAGGGGUUACAAGGGGUUACAAGGGGUGACAGGGGGGGUGACAGGGGUUACAAGGGGUUACAAAAGAUUAUAGAAACUUUUUUUUUCUAACUAGAACGUUCCCAGAUACUUUUUCUUGGUCUAUUUUGCAUAAAAAUCAAAGUUGAAGAAAUCUCUAAUUUUUGAUCAAAACGAUGGACUAACCCCUUUGGAAAAAUUCUAAUUUUGCGUUUUUCGUAAACAGUUGUUUUUAUAGUCUUUAAAGGCUUCUUUUUUAUCUAGAACGUCAGCAAACACUUUUUCUCGAUCUAUUUUUGAUAAAUACAAAAGAUGAAAAAACUUCAACUUUUUGACCAAAAUCAUGGACUAUCCCCUUUGCAAAAAUGCCAAUUUUGCCUUCUUUUUAAAUCCAUGUUUAUAUUGUCUAGAAAGGCUUGUUUUCUAACGAGAACGUCAUCAAAUACUUUUUCUGGGUGUAUUUUGCAUAAAAGGAAACGUUCACAAAAUUUCAAAUUUUUGACCAAAACCAUGGACUAACCCCUUUGCAAAAAUGCCAAUUUUGUGGGUUUUUGAAAGCGAUGUUUUUUUUGUUCAGAAAGGCUUGUUUGCUAUAUAAAACGUCGAAAACCGUUUUGUUACGAUUUAUUUUCACGAUCUAUGACAUGGGAAUACAGGGGGUUACAAGGGGUUACAGGGGGUUACAAGGGGUUACAAGGGGUUACAAGGGGUUACAAGGGGUUACAAGGGGUUACAAGGAGUUACAAGGGGUGACAGGGGGUGACAAGAGGUUACAAGGGGUGACAGGAAGUGACAAGGGGUUACAAAAGAUUAUAGAAACUUUUUUUUCGAUCUAGAACGUUCCCAGAUACUUUUUCUUGGUCUAUUUUGCAUAAAAAUCAAAGUUGAAGAAAUCUCUAAUUUUUGAUCAAAACGAUGGACUAACCCCUUUGGAAAAAUUCUAAUUUUGCGUUUUUCGUAAACAGUUGUUUUUAUAGUCUUUAAGGGCUUCUUUUUUAUCUAGAACGUCAGCAAACGCUUUUUCUCGAUCUAUUUUUGAUAAAUACAAAAGAUGAAAAAACUUCAACUUUUUGACCAAAAUCAUGGACUAUCCCCUUUGCAAAAUGCCAAUUUUGCCUUCUUUUUAAAUCCAUGUUUAUAUUGUCUAGAAAGGCUUGUUUUCUAACGAGAACGUCACCAAAUACUUUUUCUGGGUGUAUUUUGCAUAAAACGAAACGUUCACAAAAUUUCAAAUUUUUGACCAAAACCAUGGACUAACCCCUUUGCAAAAAUGCCAAUUUUGUGGGUUUUUGAAAGCGAUGUUUUUUUUUCAGAAAGGCUUGUUUGCUAUAUAAAACGUCGAAAAUCGUUUUUUCACGAUCUAUUUUCACGAUCUAUGACAUGGGAAACAGGGGUUACAAAAGGGGUUACAAGGGGUUACCAGGGGUUACAAGGGGUUACAAGGGGUUACAAGGGGGGUUACAAGGGGUUACAAAGGGGUUACAGGGGUUACAAAAAAGGGGUGACAGGGGUGACAAGGGGUUACAGGGGUUGCAAAGGAUUAUAGAAACUUUUUUUCUAACUAGAACGUUCCCAGAUACUUUUUCUUGGUCUAUUUUGCAUAAAAAUCAAAGUUGAAGAAAUCUCUAAUUUUUGAUCAAAACGAUGGACUAACGCCUUUGGAAAAAUUCUAAUUUUGUCUUUUUUCGUAAACAGUUGUUUUUAUAGUCUUUAAAGGCUUCUUUUUUUAUCUAGAACGUCAGCAAACACUUUUUUCUCGAACUAUUUUUGAUAAAUACAAAAGAUGAAAAAACUUCAACUUUUUGACCAAAAUCAUGGACUAUCCCUUUGCAAAAAUGCCAAUUUUGCCUUCUUUUUAAAUCCAUGUUUAUAUUGUCUAACAAGGCUUGUUUUCUAACGAGAACGUCACCAAAUACUUUUUCUGGGUGUAUUUUGCAUAAAACGAAACGUUCACAAAAUUUCUAAUUUUUGAUUAAAACAAUGGACUAACCCCGUUGCAAAAAUGCCAAUUUUGUGGGUUUUUGAAACCGAUUUUUUUUUUUGUUCAGAAAGGCUUGUUUGCUAUAUAAAACGUCGAAAAUCGUUUUUUCACGAUCUAUUUUCACGAUCUAUGACAUGGGGAAUACACGGGGUUACAAGGGGUUACAGGGGGGUUACAAGGGGUUACAAGGGGUUACAAGGGGUUGACAGGGGUUACAAGGGGUGACAAGGGGUUACAGGGGGGGGUUGCAAAGGAUUAUAGAAAGGAUUAUUUUUCUAACUAGAACGUUCCCAGAUACUUUUUCUUGGUCUAUUUUGCAUAAAAUCAAAGUUGAAGAAAUCUCUAAUUUUUGAUCAAAACGAUGGACUAACCCCUUUGGAAAAAUUCUAAUUUUGCGUUUUUCGUAAACAGUUGUUUUUAUAGUCUUUAAAGGCUUUUUUUUUUUAUCUAGAACGUCAGCAAACACUCUUUUUCUCGAUCUAUUUUUGAUAAAUACAAAAGAUGAAAAAACUUCAACUUUUUGACCAAAAUCAUGCACUAUCCCCUUUGCAAAAAUGCCAAUUUUGCCUUCUUUUUAAAUCCAUGUUUAUAUUGUCUAGAAAGGAUUGUUUUCUAACGAGAACGUUACCAAAUACUUUUUCUGGGUGUAUUUUGCAUAAAAGGAAGCGUUCAGAAAAUUUCAAAUUUUGGACCAAAACCAUGGACUAACCCCUUUGCAAAAAUGCCAAUUUUGUGGGUUUUUGAAACCGAUGUUUUUUUUUGUUCAGAAAGGCUUGUUUGCUAUAUAAAACGUCGAAAAUGGAUUUUUCACGAUCUAUUUUCACGAUCUAUGACAUGGGAAUACAGGGGGUUACAAGGGGUUACAGGGGGUUACAAGGGGUUACAAGGGGUUACAAGGGGUUACAGGGGGUUACAAGGGGUUACAAGGGGUUACAGGGGGUUACAAGGGGUUACAAGGGGUGACAGGGGGUGACAAGGGGUUACAGGGGGUUACAAAAGAUUAUAGAAACUUUUUUUUCGAACUAGAACGUUCCCAGAUACUUUUUCUUGGUCUAUUUUGCAUAAAAAUCAAAGUUGAAGAAAUCUCUAAUUUUUGAUCAAAACGAUGGACUAACCCCUUUGGAAAAAUUCUAAUUUUGCGUUUUUCGUAAACAGUUGUUUUUAUAGUCUUUAAAGGCUUCUUUUUUAUCUAGAACGUCAGCAAACACUUUUUUCGAUCUAUUUUUGAUAAAUACAAAAGAUGAAAAAACUUCAACUUUUUGACCAAAAUCAUGGACUAUGGACUAUGGAUCAUGGACUUUUGCCUUCUUUUUAAAUCUAUGUUUAUAUUGUCUAGAAAGGCUUGUUUUCUAACCAGAACGUCACCAAAUACUUUUUCUGGGUGUAUUUUGCAUAAAACGAAACGUUCACAAAAUUUCAAAGUUUUGACCAAAACCAUGGACUAACCCCUUUGCAAAAAUGCCAAUUUUGUGGGUUUUUGAAACCGAUGUUUUUGUUGUUCAGAAAGGCUUGUUUGCUAUAUAAAACGUCGAAAACCGUUUUUUCACGAUUUAUUUUCACGAUCUAUGACAUGGGAAUACAGGGGGUUACAAGGGGUUACGGGGGGUUUUAAAGGGGUUACAAGGGGUUACAGGGGUUACAAGGGGUUACAAGGGGUUACUUGGGGUUUACAAAAAGGGGUUACAAGGGGUGACAGGGGUGACAAAGGGGGUUACAGGGGUUACAAAGAUUAUAGAAACUUUUUUUUCGAACUAGAACGUUCCCAGAUACUUUUUCUUGGUCUAUUUUGCAUAAAAAUCAAAGUUGAAGAAAUCUCUAAUUUUUGAUCAAAACGAUGGACUAACCCCUUUGGAAAAAUUCUAAUUUUGCGUUUUUCGUAAACAGUUGUUUUUAUAGUCUUUAAAGGCUUCUUUUUUAUCUAGAACGUCAGCAAACACUUUUUCUCGAUCUAUUUUUGAUAAAUACAAAAGAUGAAAAAACUUCAACUUUUUGACCAAAAUCAUGGACUAUCCCCUUUGCAUAAAUGCCAAUUUUGCCUUCUUUUUAAAUCCAUGCUUAUAUUGUCUAGAAAGGCUUGUUUUCUAACGAGAACGUCACCAAAUACUUUUUCUGGGUGUAUUUUGCAUAAAACGAAACGUUCACAAAAUUUCAAAUUUUUGACCAAAACCAUGGACUAACCCCUUUGCAAAAAUGCCAAUUUUGUGGGUUUUUGAAAGCGAUGUUUUUUUUGUUCAGAAAGGCUUGUUUGCUAUAUAAAACGUCGAAAAUCGUUUUUUCACGAUCUAUUUUCACGAUCUAUGACAUGGGAAUACAGGGGGUUACAAGGGGUUACCGGGGGUUACAAGGGGUUACAAGGGGUUACAGCGGGUUAAAAGGGGUUACGAGGGGUGACAGGGGGUUACAGGGGGUUGCAAAGGAUUAUAGAAACUUUUUUCUAAGUAGAACGUUCCCAGAUACUUUUUCUUGGUCUAUUUUGCAUAAUAAUCAAAGUUGAAGAAAUCUCUAAUUUUUGAUCAAAACGAUGGACUAACGCCUUUGGAAAAAUUCUAAUUUUGUCUUUUUCGUAAACAGUUGUUUUUAUAGUCUUUAAAGGCUUCUUUUUUUAUCUAGAACGUCAGCAAACACUCUUUCUCGAACUAUUUUUGAUAAAUACAAAAGAUGAAAAAACUUCAACUUUUUGACCAAAAUCAUGGACUAUCCCCUUUGCAAAAAUGCCAAUUUUGCCUUAUUUUUAAAUCCAUGUUUAUAUUGUCUAGAAAGGCUUGUUUUCUAACGAGGACGUCACCAAAUACUUUUUCUGGGUGUAAUUUGCAUAAAACGAAACGUUCACAAAAUUUCCAAUUUUUGAAUAAAACCAUGGACUAACCCCUGCAAAAAAAAUGCCAAUUUUUGGGUUUUGAAACCGAUGUUUUUUUUUUUGUUCAGAAAGGCUUGUUUGCUAUAUAAAACGUCGAAAAUCGUUUUUCACGAUCUAUUUUUACGAUCUAUGACAUGGGAAUACAUGGGGUUACAAGGGGUUACCGGGGUUACAAGGGGUUAUAAAGGGGUUACUAUUUUAUCUAUGACAUGGGGUUACAAGGGGUUACAAGGGGUUACAAAAGGGGUUACAGGGGGGUGACAAGGGGUUACAGGGGUUGCAAAGGAUUAUAGAAACUUUUUUCUAACUAGAACGUUCCCAGAUACUUUUUCUUGGUCUAUUUUGCAUAAAAAUCAAAGUUGAAGAAAUCUCUAAUUUUUGAUCAAAACGAUGGACUAACCCCUUUGGAAAAAUUCUAAUUUUGCGUUUUUCGUAAACAGUUGUUUUUAUAGUCUUUAAAGGCUUUUUUUAUCUAGAACGUCAGCAAACACUUUUUCUCGAUCUAUUUUUUGAUAAAUACAAAAGAUGAAAAAACUUCAACUUUUUUGACCAAAAUCAUGGACUAUCCCCUUUGCAAAAAUGCCAAUUUUGCCUUCUUUUUAAAUCCAUGUUUAUAUUGUCUAGAAAGGCUUGUUUUCUAACGAGAACGUCACCAAAUACUUUUUCUGGGUGUAUUUUGCAUAAAAGGAAACGUUCACAAAAUUUCAAAUUUUUGACCAAAACCAUGGACUAACCCCUUUGCAAAAAUGCCAAUUUUGUGGGUUUUUGAAAGCGAUGUUUUUUUUGUUCAGAAAGGCUUGUUUGCUAUAUAAAACGUCGAAAACCGUUUUUUCACGAUUUAUUUUCACGAUCUAUGACAUGGGAAUACAGGGGGUUACAAGGGGUUACAGGGGGUUACAAGGGGUUACAAGGGGUUACAGGGGGUUACAAGGGGUUACAAGGGGUUACAGGGGUUUACAAGGGGUUACAAGGGGUGACAGGGGGUGACAAGGGGUUACAGGGGGUUACAAAAGAUUAUAGAAACUUUUUUUUCGAACUAGAACGUUCCCAGAUACUUUUUCUUGGUCUAUUUUGCAUAAAAAUCAAAGUUGAAGAAAUCUCUAAUUUUUGAUCAAAACGAUGGACUAACCCCUUUGGAAAAAUUCUAAUUUUGCGUUUUUCGUAAACAGUUGUUUUUAUAGUCUUUAAAGGCUUCUUUUUUAUCUAGAACGUCAGCAAACACUCUUUCUCGAUCUAUUUUUGAUAAAUACAAAAGAUAAAAAAAACUUCAACUUUUUGACCAAAAUCACGGACUAUCCCUUUGCAAAAAUGCCAAUUUUGCCGUCUUUUUAAAUCCAUGUUUAUAUUGUCUAGAAAGAAUUGUUUUCUAACGACAACGUCACCAAAUACUUUUUCUGGGUGUAUUUUGCAUAAAACGAAACGUUCAGAAAAUUUCAAAUUUUGGACCAAAACCAUGGACUAACCCCUUUGCAAAAAUGCCAAUUUUGUGGGUUUUUGAAACCGAUGUUUUUUUUGUUCAGAAAGGCUUGUUUGCUAUAUGAAACGUCGAAAAUCGGUUUUCUCACGAUCUAUUUUCACGAUCUAUGACAUGGGAGGGGUUACCGGGAUGUUUUUUUUUACAAAGGGGGGGUUACAAAAGGGGUUACAAGGGGUUACAAGGGGUUACAAGGGGUUACAGGGGGUUACAAAGGGGUUAAAGGGGGUUUACAAGGGGUGACAGGGGUUACAAAGGGGGGGGUUACAGGGGGUUGCAAAGGAUUAUAGAAACUUUUUUCUAACUAGAACGUUCCCAGAUACUUUUUCUUGGUCUAUUUUGCAUACAAAUCAAAAUUGAAGAAAUAUCUAAUUUUUGAUCAAAACGAUGGACUAACCCCUUUGGAAAAAUUCUAAUUUUGCGUUAUACGUGAACAGCUGUUUUUAUAGUCUUUAAAGGCUACUUUUUUUAUCUAGAACGUAAGAAAACACUCUUUCUCGAUCUAUUUUUGAUAAAUACAAAAGAUAAAAAAAACUUCAACUUUUUGACCAAAAUCAUGGACUAUCCCCUUUGCAAAAAUGCCAAUUUUGCCUUCUUUUUAAAUCCAUGUUUAUAUUGUCUAGAAAGGCUUGUUUUCUAACGACAACGUCACCAAAUACUUUUUCUGGGUGUAUUUUGCAUAAAACGAAACGUUCACAAAAUUUCAAAUUUUUGAAUAAAACCAUGGACUAACCCCUUUGCAAAAAUGCCAAUUUUUAGGGUUUUUGAAACCGAUGUUUUUUUUUUUGUUCAGAAAGGCUUGUUUGCUAUAUAAAACGUCGAAAAUCGUUUUUUCACGAUCUAUUUUCACGAUCUAUGACAUGGGAAGGGGUUACGGGGUUACAAGGGGUUACAAGGGGUUACAAGGGGUUACAAGGGGUUACAAGGGGUGACAGGGGUUACAAGGGGUUACAAGGGGUUACAAGGGGUGACAGGGGGUGACAAGGGGUUACAGGGGGUUGCAAAGGAUUAUAGAAACUUUUUUCUAACUAGAACGUUCCCAGAUACUUUUUCUUGGUCUAUUUUGCAUAAAAAUCAAAGUUGAAGAAAUCUCUAAUUUUUGAUCAAAACGAUGGACUAACCCCUUUGGAAAAAUUCUAAUUUUGCGUUUUUCGUAAACAGUUGUUUUGAUAGUCUUUAAAGGCUACUUUUUUUUAUCUAGAACGUAAGGAAGCACUCUUUCUCGAUCUAUUUUUGAUAAAUACAAAAGAUGAAAAAACUUCAACUUUUGACCAAAAUCAUGGACUAUCCCCUUUGCAAAAAUGCCAAUUUUGCCUUAUUUUUAAAUCCAUGUUUAUAUUGUCUAGAAAGGCUUGUUUUCUAACGAGGACGUCACCAAAUACUUUUUCUGGGUGUAAUUUGCAUAAAACGAAACGUUCACAAAAUUUCCAAUUUUUGAAUAAAACCAUGGACUAACCCCUUUGCAAAAAUGCCAAUUUUUAGGGUUUUUGAAACCGAUGUUUUUUUUGUUCAGAAAGGCUUGUUUGCUAUAUAAAACGUCGAAAAUCGUUUUUUCACGAUCUAUUUUUACGAUCUAUGACAUGGGAAUACACGGGGUUACCGAGGGUUACAAGGGGUUACAAGGGGUUACAGGGGGGGUUACUAGAAGGGGGGUUACAGGGGGGGUGACAGGGGUGACAAGGGGUUACAGGGGUUGCAAAGGAUUAUACGUCGAAAAUCGUUUUUUUUUUCUAACUAGAACGUUCCCAGAUACUUUUUCUUGGUCUAUUUUGCAUAAAAAUCAAAGUUGAAGAAAUCUCUAAUUUUUGAUCAAAACGAUGGACUAACCCUUUUGAAAAAAAUUCUAAUUUUGUUUUUCGUAAACAGUUGUUUUUAUAGUCUUUAAAGGCUUCUUUUUUAUCUAGAACGUCAGCAAACACUCUUUCUCGAUCUAUUUUUGAUAAAUACAAAAGAUGAAAAAACUUCAACUUUUGACCAAAAUCAUGGACUAUCCCUUUGCAAAAAUGCCAAUUUUGCCUUCUUUUUAAAUCCAUGUUUAUAUUGUCUAGAAAGGCUUGUUUUCUAACGAGAACGUCACCAAAUACAUUUUCUGGGUGUAUUUUGGAUAAAACGAAACCUUCACAAAAUUUCAAAUUUUUUACCAAAACCAUGGACUAACCCCUUUGCAAAAAUGCCAAUUUUGUGGGUUUUUGAAACCUAUUUUUUUUUUUGCUCAGACAGGCUUGUUUGCUAUAUAAAACGUCUAAAAUCUUUUUUUCACGAUCUAUUUUCACGAUCUAUGACAUGGGAAUACAGGGGUUGACAAGGGGUUACAGAGGGUGACAAGGGGUUAAACGGGGUUACAGGUGAUGAAAAGGAGUGACAAGGGGUUACAGGGGUUUACAAGGAGUUACAAGGGGUGACAGGGGGUGACAAGGGGUUACAGGGGUUACAAAGGAUUAUAGAAACUUUUUUUUCGAACUAGAACGUUCCCAGAUACUUUUUCUUGGUCUAUUUUGCAUAAAAAUCAAAGUUGAAGAAAUUUCUAAUUUUUGAUCAAAACGAUGGACUAACCCCUUUGGAAAAAUUCUAUUUUUUGGGUUUUUCGUAAACAGUUGUUUUUUAGUUUUUAAAGGCUUCUUUUUUUAUCUAGAACGUCGAAAAUCGUUUUUCUCGAUCUAUUUUUGAUAAAUGAAAAGAUGAAAAAACUUCAACUUUUUGACCAAAAUCAUGGACUAUCCCAGGGGCAUAAAUGCCAAUUUUGCCUUCUUUUUAAAUCCAUGUUUAUAUUGUCUAGAAAGGAUUUGUUUUCUAACGAGAACGUUCCCAAAUACUUUUUUCUGGGUGUAUUUUGCAUAAAAACGAAACGUUGAAAAAUUUCAAAUUUUUGACCAAAACCAUGGACUAACCCCUUUCAAAAAAAAAAUGCUAAUUUUGUGGGUUUUUGAAAGCGAUUUUUUUUUUUUGUUCAGAAAUUGUUUCUAUAUAAAACGUCGAAAAUCGUUUUUCACGAUCUAUUUUCACGAUCUAUGACAUGGGAAAACAGGGGUUUCAAGGGGUUACUAUUUUUGAUAAAGGGGUUACAAAGGGGUUAAAAAUUUCAAAGGGGACGAGGGGUGACAAGGGGUUACAGGGGGUUGCAAAGGAUUAUAGAAACUUUUUUCUAACUAGAAUGUUCCCAGAUACUUUUUCUUGGUCUAUUUUGCAUAAAAAUCAAAGUUGAAGAAAUCUCUAAUUUUUGAUCAAAACGAUGGACUAACCCCUUUGGAAAAAUUCUAAUUUUGCUUUUUCGUAAACAGUUGUUUUUAUAGUCUUUAAAGGCUUCUUUUUUUAUCUAGAACGUCAGCAAACACUCUUUCUCGAUCUAUUUUUGAUAAAUACAAAAGAUGAAAAAACUUCAACUUUUAGACCAAAAUCAUGGACUAUCCCCUUUGCAAAAAUGCCAAUUUUGCCUUCUUUUUAAAUCCAUGUUUAUAUUGUCUAGAAAGGAUUGUUUUCUAACGAGAACGUCACCAAAUACUUUUUCUAGGUGUAUUUUGCAUAAAACGAAACGUUCACAAAAUUUCAAAUUUUUGACCAAAACCAUGGACUAACCCCUUUGCAAAAAUGCCAAUUUUGUGGGUUUUUGAAACCGAUGUUUUUUUUGUUCAGAAAGGCUUGUUUGCUAUAUAAAACGUCGAAAAUCGUUUUUUCACGAUCUAUUUUCACGAUCUAUGACAUGGGAAUACACCGGGUUACUGAGGGUUACAAGGGGUUACAAGGGGUUACAAGAGGUUACAGGGGGUUACAAGGGGUGACAGGGGGUGACAAGGGGUUACAGGGGGUUGCAAAGGAUUAUAGAAGCUUUUUUCUAACUAGAACGUUCCCAGAUACUUUUUCUUGGUCUAUUUUGCAUAAAAAUCAAAGUUGAAGAAAUCUCUAAUUUUUGAUCAAAACGGUGGACUAACCCCUUUGGAAAAAUUCUAAUUUUGCGUUUUUCGUAAACAGUUGUUUUUAUAGUCUUUAAAGGCUUCUUUUUUUAUCUAGAACGUCAGCAAACACUCUUUCUCGAUCUAUUUUUGAUAAAUACAAAAGAUGAAAAAACUUCUCGACCAAAAUCAUGGACUAUCCCCUUUGCAAAAAUGCCAAUUUUGCCUUCUUUUUAAAUCCAUGUUUAUAUUGUCUAGAAAGGAUUGUUUUCUAACGAGAACUUCACCAAAUACUUUUUCUGGGUGUAAUUUGCAUAAAACGAAAGGUUCACAAAAUUUCAAAUUUUUGAAUAAAACCAUGGACUAACCCCUUUGCAAAAAUGCCAAUUUUGUGGGUUUUUGAAACCGAUGUUUUUUUUGUUCAGAAAGGCUUGUUUGCUAUAUAAAACGUCGAAAAUCGUUUUUUCACGAUCUAUUUUUACGAUCUAUGACAUGGGAAUACACGGGGUUACCGAGGGUUACAAGGGGUUACAAGGGGUUACAGGGGGUGACAAGGGGUUACAGGGGGUUGCAAAGGAUUAUAGAAGCUUUUUUCUAACUAGAACGUUCCCAGAUACUUUUUCUUGGUCUAUUUUGCAUAAAAAUCAAAGUUGAAGAAAUCUCUAAUUUUUGAUCAAAACGAUGGACUAACCCCUUUGGAAAAAUUCUUAUUUUUCGUUUUUCAUAACAGUUGUUUUUCUUACAGUCUUUAUAAAGGCUUCUUUUUUGUCUAGAACGUCAGCAAACACUUUUUCUCGCUCUAUUUUUGAUAAACACAAAACAUAAAAAAACUUCAGUUUUUUUAGGAAAAUCAUGGACUAUCCUCUUUGCUAAAAUACUAAUUUUGCGUUCUUUUUAAAUCGAUGUUUAUAUUGUCUUAAAGGGCUUGUUUUGUAACGAGAACGUCAACAAAUACUUUUUCUCGGUGUAUUUUGCAUAAAACGAAACGUUAACAACCUUUCCAAUUUUUGACCAAAACCAUGGACUAACCCCUUUGGGAAAAUGCCAAUUUUGAGGGUGUCUGAAACCGAUGUUUUCAUUGUUUAGAAUUGCUUGUUUUCUAUAUAAAACGGCCAAAAUCGUUUUUUGACGAUUUAUUUUCACGAUCUAUUACAUGGGAAUAGAGGGAUUACAAGGGGUGACAAGGGGUUACAGGGGGUUACAAAGGUUUAUAGAAACUUUUUUCUAACUAGAACGUUCCCAGAUACUUUUUCUUGGUCUACUUUUCAUAAAAAUUAAAACUGAAGAAAUCUCAAAUUUUUGAUCUUAACGAUGAACUAUCCCCUUUGGAAAAAUUCUGAUUUUUGGUUUUUCGUACACAGUUGUUCUUAUAGUCUUUGAAGGCUUCUUUUUUAUCUAAAACUUCAGCAAACACUUUUUCUUGCUCUGUUUUUAAUAAACACAAAAGAUGAAGAAACUUCAACUUUUUGACCAAAAUCAUGGACUACCCUCUUUGGAAUAAUGCUAAUUUUGCGCUCUUUUUAAAUCCAUUUUUAUAUAGUCUAGAAAGGCUUGUUCGCUAACAAGACCGUCACCAAAUACUCUUUUUCGGUGUAUUUUGCAUGAAAUGAAACGUUAAAAAAAUUUCACAUUUUUGACCAAGACUAUGGAAAACCAUCCCUUUGGCAAAAUGCCAAUUUUGUGGGUUUCUGAAACCGAUGUUUUCAUUGUCCUGAAAGGCUUGUUUUAAUUUGCUAUAUAAAACGUCGAAAGUCGUUUUUUGACGAUUUAUUUUCACCAUCUAUUACAUGGGAAUACAGGGGGUUACAGGGGGUUAUAGGGGGUUACAGAGAGUUACGGGGGGUUACAAGGGGUUUCAAAAGUUACAGCGGGUUAGGAGGAAUUACAGGGGGUUACAGGAAGUUACAAGGUGUUACAAGAGGUUACAGGGGGUUAGAAGGAAUCACAGGGGGUCACAGGAAGUUCCAAGGUGUUACAAGAGGUUACAGGGGGUUACAAGGGUUACAGAGAGUUACAAGGGGUUACAGAGAGUUACAGGGGGUUACAAGGGGUUGCAAGAGGUUACAGGGGGUUACAAAGUGUUACAAGAGGUUACAGAGGGUUUCAAGAGGUUAUAGGGGGUGAGAGGGAAUUACAGGGGGUUGCAGAGGGUUACAGGAAGUUACAAGGUGUUACAAGAGGUUACAGGGGGUUAGAAGGAAUUACAGGGGGUUACAGAGGGUUAUAGGAAGUUACAAGGUGUUACAGGAGGUUACAGGGGGUUAGAAGGUCUUGAGAUAGUUUCCGCCAGACUUGUGAGACAAUGGUUGAUCUAAUUUCCGACUCUCUAGCACUCAUUUUCAAUCGAUCGAUUGAAACAAGUAUUUUUCCCGAUGAAUGGAAGAGCGCUAGGAUCACUCCUCUCUACAAGAAAUUUGGGAAUAGAAGCGAUCCCUCAAAUUACCGGCCGAUUUCGAUCAUUCCUGUGGUGGCUAAUGUUUUCGAGCGGAUUGUUUAUGAUCAGCUAUAUCGUUAUCUAACCGAAAACAAACUUCUCUGUUGUUACUAAUCUGGUUUUCGCACACUCCACUCCGCAGUUACUGUAUUGAUUGAUCGAAGCCACAACUGGUCUUUGAACGUCGACCGCGGCUUUGUCAAUGCAGUUGUCUUCUUAGACCUUAAAAAGGCUUUCGACAUGCCAAACCAUGCUAUUCUUCUUUUAAAACUUCAACAUAUGGUAUCCGUGAUUCUGCUAAUCAAUGGAUCUGUUCUUAUUUGAGAAAUCGUAUGCAAACGUGUCUCGUUAAUUGCAACAAGUCAUCUGAAACGUACCUACCCUGUGGUGUCCCACAGAGAACGAUUUUGGGGCCUCUUUUGUUUUUACUAUAUAUAAAUGACCUUCCGAAUUGCCUCAUGUAUUCACAACCUAAAAUGUAUGCUGACGACACUAGUAUCACCUAUGCGAGCAAUGAUGUUGAAGAAAUAGAGCGUUGCGUUAACAUAGAUUUAGAUAGAAUUCGUAUAUGGCUUGCAGCGAACAAACUUACAAUAAACACGACUAAGACAGAAUUUUUAUUAAUUGGGUCUAGGCAAAGACUGUCAACGCUAGAAAGGAAUCCCAUAAUUGAAAUUAACAAGUUUCCGAUUAAACACGUUUCGACUUCAAAAUCCCUAGGUGUUCACAUCGAUGGAAACCUUUCUUGGGAGUGUCAUAUUAACGAAAUCUCUAAGAAGACUGCUUCUUGCAUAAGUGCGAUUAAGCGUAUUGGGUAUUUUCUCCCUUCUGAGAUUCUACGUAACGUAUACAAUUCACUGGUACAGCCACACUUUGAUUACUGCCAUGUAGUAGGGGGAAACUGUUCUAGGAACCUAUCUUUUAAAUUGCAGAAAUUGCAGAAUCGCGCCGCUCGCGUUCUGACUCUCUCUAAUUAUGACUGCACUACUAGUGAAUUAUUUCAAAAUUUAAAGUGGUCGAAACUUGUUUAUCAGCACGCAGUUAGUAAAGCGAUAAUGAUCCAUAGCAUGGUAAAUAACACAGCUCCGGAAUAUCUGACUUCGCGUUUUGUUCGUCGCUGCGAUUUAACUAGUUAUAGCCGUAGAGAGAAUAAAUAUAAGCUCACUGUUCCACAACCCCGUACUGAAUUUUAUGAAAGAAGUCUUUCUUACAGCGGAAGUUAUGGAACAGCUUGCCUCUGGAGGUGCGACAAUUGACAUCCCCUAUUAUAUUUAAGGGAAAAUUGAGAGAUAUAUAUUUCGAUUGACAAAUAAUUUAAUUAGCGAUAUUCUGUUUUUACACACGGCCUCCUUGAAAAGCAGGUGUUUUCUUUUCGUCUUUAUUAUUUUAGUUUUUAUCUUCGAUUUUAAAUUAGUGAGGAAGUUAGUUUUCCUACACUUGAAUGUAAAUGUACCUGAAGGAAAUACCGUGCAUAAAUAAAGUUACCAUACCAUACCAUACAGAGGGUUACAAGGGGUUACAAGAUGUUACAAGGGGUUACAAGGGGUCACAGGGGGUUACAAGGGGUUACAGGGGUUGACAGGGGGUUACAAGAGGUUACAGGGGGUUACAGG
Molecule: messenger RNA, 19410 nt
Organism: Porites lobata
Lineage: Eukaryota; Metazoa; Cnidaria; Anthozoa; Scleractinia; Poritidae
Source: the annotation of a GenBank genome assembly